This is a messenger RNA of Alligator mississippiensis (American alligator), 1248 nucleotides long. Its product is annotated as surfeit locus protein 4. Gene Ontology annotation, biological process: Golgi organization. The coding region runs from base 16 to 972 and encodes 318 amino acids. The transcript has 6 exons. Gene Ontology annotation, cellular component: endoplasmic reticulum-Golgi intermediate compartment; endoplasmic reticulum; membrane. The record is from RefSeq and is a predicted model, not a curated record. NCBI's taxonomy places the organism in Eukaryota, Metazoa, Chordata, Crocodylia, Alligatoridae.
AAUGCCUCGGUAGCCAUGGCGGCGAAAAGGCCACGUGACCCCCCUAUAGAGGCGGGGCGAAUGGGAGGGUACAGGACCGGCCCCGUGAGUGGCUGCCCUGUGGCCACGCCCCCUCCUUCCCUCGGCCUCUGUGGAGACCGAGAGGCCGGGCUGGAGCCGACCAUGGCGCCCAGUGAUUUGAUGGGGGCUGCCGAGGACCUGGCCGACCAGUUCCUCCGGGUGACCAAGCGCUACCUCCCUCACCUGGCCCACCUCUGCCUGAUCAGCACCUUCCUGGAGGACGGGAUCCGCAUGUGGUUCCAGUGGGAUGAGCAGCGGGAUUACAUCAACAUCUCAUGGGGCAGCGGCCCCAUCCUGGCCACACUCUUUGUGCUCGUCAACAUGGCUGGACAGCUGGCUGGCUGUGUGCUGGUCCUGGCCAGGAAGUAUGUCCCUUAUGCCUGCUUCGGCCUCUUUGGGAUUAUCUUCAUGCAGACAAUUGCCUACAGUAUUCUCUGGGACCUCAAAUUCCUUAUGAGGAACCUUGCGCUGGGUGGUGGGCUGCUGCUGCUGCUGGCCGAGUCGCGCUCUGAGGGCAAGUCCAUGUUUGCUGGCGUCCCAACCGUGGAUGACAUCUCACCACGCCAGUACAUGCAGCUGGGUGGGCGGGUGCUGCUGGUGCUCAUGUUCAUGACUCUGCUGCACCUUGAGCUCGGCGCCUUCACUAUCUUCCAGGACAUCUUCGGCAUGGCUCUGAUCAUCCUGGUGGCCAUCGGCUUCAAGACCAAGCUGGCCGCCCUGACACUGGUCGUGUGGCUCUUGGUGAUCAACCUGGUGCAGAAUGCUUUCUGGACCGUAUCCCCUGCCCGGCCCCUCCAUGAUUUCCUCAAGUAUGACUUUUUCCAGACCUUGUCGGUCAUCGGUGGGCUGCUGCUGGUGGUGGCACUGGGGCCAGGAGGUGUCUCCAUGGAUGAGCACAAGAAGAAAUGGUGAAGCCCAGAGCCAAAGUGGGGUCCAUGAUUGGGGGGGGGGGGAAUCUUUCAUGACAGCUUUUUUUUUUUUUUUUAUAUAUAUAUAUAUAUAUAUAUAUAUAUAUAUAUAUAUAAAAAGCUUGGCCCUUGUGUAGUUCAUCCCCCCAACCCAGGUCCUGCCCCCUGGAGGUUUAUCAUUGUUCACUGUUGCCUUAUGUGGGGGGAGGAGGAUGAGAGGAAGCAUCUUCCUCCGAUCUGCUUGGAGACAUGUAAAUUAAAGUGUAUAUUGUAUUCUCCA